UCAAUCUAUCUAAUCUUCAUACCAAACUCUCAGAGAUCAGAAAUGGCGUCUUCUCUAUCCACAUAUCACCCAAUUUCUUCUCAUCUUUCCAAGCAAAAUCACACCUCCAAUCUCUCCUCUUCCUUCCUAUCAUCCCCUUCCUCAAUCCCCCUAUCAUCCAAUUCAAACGUAUCUCUGCAAUUCCGCUGCAAUAACAAGCAACUAUGUUCUUCAACCCCCAGGCCUCUUACAGUCAUCGCCAUGGCUCCUCCAAAACCCGGUGGCAAAGCCAAGAAAGUGACUGGAAUUAUAAAGCUGGCGUUAGAAGCAGGGAAGGCCACACCGGCGCCACCUGUUGGUCCGGCGUUGGGUUCUAAGGGAGUAAACAUUAUGGCUUUCUGUAAGGACUACAAUGCCAGGACUGCUGACAAAGCCGGUUAUAUUAUCCCCGUUGAAAUCACUGUUUAUGAUGACAAAAGUUUCACAUUCGUGUUGAAGACACCUCCUGCUUCAGUUCUGCUCCUUAAAGCUGCAGGAGUGGAUAAAGGUUCCAAGGAUCCACAGAGGGAAAAGGUGGGAAAAGUUACGAUUGACCAGUUACGAGGAAUUGCAACAGAAAAAAUGCCAGAUUUGAACUGCACGACCAUUGAAUCAGCAAUGAGAAUCAUAGCAGGAACGGCUGCUAAUAUGGGCAUUGACGUCGAUCCUCCAAUUCUUACUCCCAAAGUCAAGCAAGUCCUCUAGUUUUCUUCUUCUUGAUAUGUUGAUUCAUUUUUGAGUACUGUAGGAAUAUCUGGAAUGCAAAUAUGAUUGUAUUUGCUACCUUAUUUCUGUAAGUUUCACCCUUUGGCAUGAAUAUAGAGAUGUUUAUCCACUAA
Cynara cardunculus var. scolymus (artichoke) is the source of this 857-nucleotide messenger RNA. Its product is annotated as 50S ribosomal protein L11, chloroplastic. Gene Ontology annotation, molecular function: structural constituent of ribosome; large ribosomal subunit rRNA binding. The record is from RefSeq and is a predicted model, not a curated record. Gene Ontology annotation, biological process: translation. The transcript is spliced from 4 exons. Lineage: Eukaryota; Viridiplantae; Streptophyta; Magnoliopsida; Asterales; Asteraceae. The coding region runs from base 43 to 723 and encodes 226 amino acids. Gene Ontology annotation, cellular component: ribosome; large ribosomal subunit.